GCGUUAAUUGCGCUCAUAAAAACUAUUCACGACGCUUGCGACACUGAAGAGUUCGACGUUGUUGCGUACGACGCUGAUAUCGCAACGUUCAUCAACGCUCGACGACGUAUUGUGCAACCGAUGAUAGAUCAGAGUAAUCGAGCUGGUCGAGCACCGGCCGUAAGCGUGUUCAAAAAUCGAAGGCGGAAUAGGAGCGACCAAAGCCCCGGGCCCAGUCCAGAUCUUGGAGCUGGCUACUCACCCGAUGCGGCAGCUGCCGUCACGAUGCCGAUGGCGUACCCAGGGGCGGACAUCUACAACAUGCAGCGAACCAUGUUCCCAACCGCUCACUACAGCGCAUUCCCAAAUCCGGCAAUGGCCAAUCCAUUUAUGCCUCAAAUGGGAAUGAUGGGUUUUCCACCAGCUGGUACGGCGCCCUGGAUGGAUCCAAGCCUUCUGUCGUCUACACACGGUAUGGAGGGCUAA
Ostertagia ostertagi is the source of this 465-nucleotide messenger RNA. The record is from the annotation of a GenBank genome assembly. Lineage: Eukaryota; Metazoa; Nematoda; Chromadorea; Rhabditida; Trichostrongylidae.